AUGGCAAACGCCGAAGAAGAAAUUCUUGACCUAACAGCCGUGACACCGGAAAAGUGCCGUGUUUGUGGGAAAACCCCGGCCUCAAAAGUCUAUGGAUCAAUUGCUUGCCAAAGCUGUAAAGUCUUCUUUAUGCGAGCCACCACCUCAGGCACUGGGAUGACACUCACAAAGUGUCAAGCCUCAUGCUCACCUCCAAUAGAAUUAGAAAAAUAUAGAUGCUCGUCUUGUCGAUUAAAAAAAUGUUUCGAAGUUGGAAUGGAUCCGGAAGCAACGGCUCGACGCCGCGGAUGUCAACUGCGAGAGAAACGGGCUCAAGUUGGGUUGCGGCCGCGAGGAAGACCGAAAAAAGAACCCAUACUAAAUUGUUUAAAAGCUUCAACAAGUGUUGCACCUGAUUCGAGAGAAGUACAACUGGCAACGACUUGCUACAGCGCUCCAAUCUCGAUGAUUGUUCACGGCGAGUACACGAUCGAGAGCUUUCUCAAUCUUCAACGGCUAGCAGCCUGCAAAGAGGUUUCAUCUCCAAUUCUUCUCGAUUUUCCCUUUUUCACUGGAAACUCUUUGCACGAGGCACUGAGAAAUCCGACUAUUGUUUGUCAGCGAACACCUAUGCAUAGCGAAAGACCACCGGAUAUCCCAGCUGAUUGUGCCGGCACUCUAGUAGGCCGAGCGUUUUCCCGUUUCUUCGUCUUUAUGGCCGAUUGGUGUCGCGGGGUACCCGAGUUCUCACAACUCGACGAAAAUGAUCAAUUGAGUGUCUUUUGCCGGAACAUAUGUAGCAUUUCACAAUUUGAAGACUACUAUCGAACUUAUAAAAUGAAUUUCCAAGAUGGACUUCUAAUAAUCUUUGGAAUGCCACUCAAAGUCGCCACUCAACCUCAUUUUCAAGGAGUAAAACCCACAUAUGAUUUCCAUAUGACUUGUGGUUUGGAUAUUGUGAUCCCUUGCAUGAAAAAGACGGAAAUGGGCGACGAGGAGUUUGUCUUGAUGAAGAAUAUCCUUCUCUUUUCGUCGGACUUGGGUCUGAAGGAGAAAAGUGCUCAAGUUGUGCGAAAAGCUUUCAGAAAGUACUCGAGUAUGUUGCUUGAGCAUCUAAAAACUCGUUUUGUCGAUGAGCAGCUUGUCAUUUCAAAAUUCACACAACUGAUGAUGAUCCCACAAUGUAUGCAGGAUCUCGGAGCGAAGAUGGCCCGGCAAUUUUGUCGAAAUUUGCUCACAAAACAGUGCGGAAUGGUUGGCACGCUGGCUGAUGAGCUUUUUAUAAGACUG
This is a messenger RNA of Mesorhabditis belari, 1269 nucleotides long. The record is from the annotation of a GenBank genome assembly. NCBI's taxonomy places the organism in Eukaryota, Metazoa, Nematoda, Chromadorea, Rhabditida, Rhabditidae.